CGACUGGCCAGGCCUGCUGACGCGCCGGGUGGACGCGCGGGCCUGGCGGACCUGGCGGGCCCGAAGAGGCCGCAACCGGCAGCGCGCGAGGGCCCGGCCGCUGCGCCGGGGGCCCGGUGCCGGCCCGCAGGACGACCCGCUGAACCGGUCGAGCGCGGGGAUCGCCGAGGUGAACGCCCGUCCAGCCAGCGCUUCGCGCGAGCUCGCCGGGCCCAGCGGCCCCCGGAGGACGCUCGGGCACUCGGGUACCGACGGGCCCCGCCGGUCGUCGCCGUGGAGAACGAGCUGCCGCGGGCCCGCGGCCGAGGCCACGAGGUAACUGGGUCGGCCGGCGCGUCCUCGGCCCCGGCCCCGCGACUGCGCCCCUCUUGGUCUGUGCAGGACAGCGCGAGCGGUCGCCGCUGGGAUCUGUCCUGCGCGAGCAGCACCUUUCUGCCGGCUCCCUCCGUCCGUCGCGCCAUCGUCAAAUACCUCAAAUCUUCGAGGCCAGGCCACGAGUACUUGGAAGCCGAUUACGCGUGCGAGCCCGGAUACGCACUGGCCAGCUUCGCCCACGGCGACUCGAGCAGCAGCAGCAGACUGUUGUGCGAGGAGCGACGAUGGAUCGGAAGGCUGCCGGUGUGCGAGUAUCGCGAGGACAGCGGGCCUACUUGCGCGCGGCUUGGCUGCGAUCAGCUGUGCAGUAUUGCCGACGACAGGCCCGAAUGCUCCUGCCGCGAGGGCUAUCGGCUAGACCAGGACAGAGCCUCGUGUAUCGAUGUGGACGAAUGCGCGACCGACAACGGCGGCUGCAGCGAGAUGUGCGAGAACACGGAAGGCGGCUUUUUCUGCGCCUGCGACGGCGACGAGAGGGCGUUGUCGGCGGACCGGACGAGCUGCGUCGGUGAGUAUAGAGCCGUCGCCGGCGGCGCAGCGGCCGAGCGGCGUCUCUUGCGGACGGAGCCGGCCGCCGCGGCGACCUGCUGCUCGGCCCCGAGCCCCGUGGGUCGGGGCUACCUGAAGUGCUCGGACAGCGAGCGCGCUGCCGCUGCCGCGGACGAAGAGGCCGAGCAGCGGCGGACGAGGCCCGUCGGAGCGGGCACCAGGUGUCACCUCGAGUGUCCGCGCGGCUACGAGCUGCGCGGCGAGUACGAGCUGACGUGCCGCUCGGACGGCAGGUGGGACGGCCCCAAGCACGGCGAGUGUCUCGGGUACGGCAAGCCGCGGCUGGACUGCCCCAAGGACGUGCUGGCGGAGCUGCCGGUGGGUAGGGACGAGGCGUUCGUCGCGUACGAGCAGCCCUCCACGGACCUCGACUGGUUCCGCUACGUGCGCUCGCGGCCCUCCUGGGGCACGCGGCUCGAGGCCAACCUCAAGCUCGGCCUGCACGAGGUCAGCUUCUACGCGCGACACCCCGUCUCCGGGAAGCUGGCCAGCUGCCGCCUCAAGAUCAGCGUGCAAGAGGGCCAGGCGCCGAAGGUGCACGACUGCCCGAGCGACGUUCAAGUGACGGGCAGAAACGGCUCGGCCAUUUUCUGGACCGAGCCCAUCUUCACCGACAACGUCGGCGUAAGCAGAGUGACCAGCACUCGGCGCCCCGGUCAGACGUUCAGCCUGGGCGGACACAAGGUGGAGUACGAGGCGGCCGACGAAGCCGGCUGGACGACCAAGUGCAUCUUCACCGUGGUGCUGCGACCUCUCCCCGAGUAGGUGCGCGACUGACAGAGGAGAGUUUGCGAGCGGCCGGCUGACACCGAACCACUGCCGACCUCCUUCGGGCCUUCGUUUCGUGUCGAUGUCCUCCCCAAGCCCCGUUAAGUCAGUGGGCAUAUUUUUUACAACGCAAUAUUCAAAGCAAGUUUUCACUGGAAAACACUUGUGCUCGUCGUUUCCAUAUUGAAACUAACAACAAUAAUAGCCACAGAUCUCUUGUGUCAUCCAGGUUCGAAUAAAUCAGUCGGUCGAAUUUACACAUACGCGCUUAUAGCCUGUCCUUGUAAAUGCAUCUGUAUUGUGUUGACGCUCUUCAACAGACCAAUAAACAGACAAGAUUACUAUAUUGGCCACUGAUUUAUCGACAAUUCAGUUAGGCGCUCUCCUUAUAGUACUAACAGCUGCCGGCGUCGUCGCCGACAAUUAGCAGUGGCUCGCGACAAGCAGGAUCAACUGCAUGCUUAGCUGCAGAUUCUGUGAUAACCCUCUUGGAAAUGAAGACAGAAGGUCCAAUCGUGAGCAAGGUUGCUUACGACUGCUAUAACUGCGCACCGACGACAUCUGCACCGAAACUGUCUUGUAUUUGCAUGAAAAUACGCUUCUCUCCAUCUUGGAUAUCGCACACGAGUUGCGUACGCCAAGUACGCCACUCGAUGAUCGAUCAGCCCAUGCAAUGCAAUCAAAUCCGAGCUCAUUAUAAUUUUACGACUUUUUUAUCUCCUUUUAUCUCGAUUUAUCUCGGAGGAAACAGUUGCACAGACAUCUUCACCAAUCUACCGUUCACGAAAAUCUAUUCCUAGCCUUUGACUCUCACGGCAAAACCUUAAAAUCCUAUGUGUUUAAAUUCAAACAUUUUAAGUGUGUCAUUGUAACGUCACCCAUAAGAAAUAUAUUGUCGCUGAAUUUAAACGUUUAGAAGUAUUUAAAAUUGAGGGCAAUGUAUUUCUUAUGGGUGACGUCAUAUUAAACGUUUAAAUUUAAACACAUGGGUUUACCGUGUAUAUUUACAAUGUUUCUCCGCCGCAAAGUAAUUAGCUCGCCAAGAGGAUUGCCUAUAAUUUUAUCUACGAAGUAACACCAAACCGAGCUCACGAAUAUUUAUUGUGAUUCUGCUAUAACACACUCUACAUGUAUAGACUAUAUAAUCAUUACUAGAAAGGAAAAUAUGCAAAAUUAAAACACGUUUUAUGUUGCGUAUACAGUAUUUGCCAAAACUCGAGAUGGUGUUAUUGUUAUCGAAAAAUAUUAAGCAACGCUAAAGUUUAAUCGUUAAAGUACCUUACGAAUUUUCGACAACUAAUAUAUAUUUAAUGCUAAAUUGUUCGUCAACAUUUCAAUAGGUUCAUCGAUUUUCAUGUCUUAAUCUAUUAAAAAUGAACACAGAAAAUCGUCUGGUAGAACCACGAAGCUAAAUUCUAUAGAGAUUGGCGUGUUUAAAUAAGAUUGUAGAUAGUGGUGUAAAUUUUUCAGUUGCAACAGUAAUAUGUAUAUGAAAACAAACUGAAACGGAUGUAGUGAUGCGGCACCAUUUCAUUAAACGAAAAAUUUUGUAUUAUUAAGAUCGAAUCUUAUAAAAUUAAAAAGAAAACUCUUUAGACGAUGUCACGAGCUUGAUGAGUAGUUUCGUGACAUUCAUUUUAAACUUAAUAGUUACAAAUGGAAUUCGUUUCAAACGGCGGACCAUCUUGAACCUAAACCUCUCUGUUCCAACAUAAUUAUUAUAAUACUUUUAUAAUUAAGAUGAAACUAAUGUAAGUCAUUAAGGGAAUUUAUUUACCUGUAUAAAUUGAUUGCAGAACGUUAUACAAUAUACCGUAGGCCGUUUAAAUAACUAUAAUUUAUUAUAUAUUGUGCAAACUGUUUUGCACUGUAACAUGGCGUAAAUCAGUGUGUAUCAAUUCUUACGCUAUAUUCCUGUACACGUGUAUAAUUUAUGCCUAAUGUAUCCUAUUUAUCGGUAGUUACAAUAAAUAUGCUCGUCUGUGUAUUAAAUUGAUUUCAGGAUUUUCUCUAGCUUACUGCA
Phymastichus coffea is the source of this 3715-nucleotide messenger RNA. Its product is annotated as sushi, von Willebrand factor type A, EGF and pentraxin domain-containing protein 1. The transcript has 7 exons. NCBI's taxonomy places the organism in Eukaryota, Metazoa, Arthropoda, Insecta, Hymenoptera, Eulophidae. Gene Ontology annotation, molecular function: calcium ion binding. The record is from RefSeq and is a predicted model, not a curated record. The annotation marks the transcript as partial.